UAAAACUUUUUGAUAAACCUGGUUUGGCUCAAUCCUUUUUUGAAUUUUAUGAUCAGCCCGGAAUUAAGCCUGAGGACAAGCCAAUAACUAAGGCCAAAUGUAAGAUCGAAGGUUGUCAAACUCAAUAUGUAUGGCAUGAAACCACUUUAUCAAAACCUUAUUCAGUAUCAAGGCAACAGAAGCUUACACGAGACCUCGAACGGCCAAUUAAAUGGCUAACCAAUGACCUUGAAAAUUCAAACAACAAUGAUCAUCGUCGUGAUGGUGUUAAUAUUCGUGACAAGUUAUUAUCAAAUGAAGAAUUCAAUGUU
Molecule: messenger RNA, 311 nt
Organism: Racocetra persica
Lineage: Eukaryota; Fungi; Glomeromycota; Glomeromycetes; Diversisporales; Gigasporaceae
Source: the annotation of a GenBank genome assembly